Messenger RNA from Clarias gariepinus (North African catfish), 1822 nucleotides. RefSeq names its product ring finger protein 180b (gene rnf180b). Lineage: Eukaryota; Metazoa; Chordata; Actinopteri; Siluriformes; Clariidae. The transcript is spliced from 7 exons. Gene Ontology annotation, biological process: protein polyubiquitination; positive regulation of proteasomal ubiquitin-dependent protein catabolic process; serotonin metabolic process. Gene Ontology annotation, molecular function: ubiquitin protein ligase activity; ubiquitin conjugating enzyme binding. Gene Ontology annotation, cellular component: endoplasmic reticulum membrane. Bases 82 to 1497 code for a protein of 471 amino acids. The record is from RefSeq and is a predicted model, not a curated record.
UCAACGUGUUAUUUGUUUUUAGCAAGCUUGCUAGUUAGCUUCAGUUCCGUCCUGCUGUUUCUCGAAAACAGUGUCCUAACAAUGGCUUGCUUUGAGGAGGAUGACGUAUCAUACCGUGCUGGAAUCCAAGAGGAACUCUCAAUCCUUCGCUGUAAAAAGUGCCGAAGAUUUAUCGUGGACUCAUCAUGCCUGCUUUCUACCUCAGAAGACCUCAUGACUGGGUGCACAGUGUGGCAUAUGGAUAUUGAUGCAUUGCCUGAUUGGAUCCUGUCAAUUAUUAAUCAGGUUCACUGGACAACAGGAAAACUCAACUGCCAGCACUGUGCAGCCCGUCUUGGAGGUUUCAACUUUCUAACAUGUUCACGAUGCCCCUGUGGACUUGACACUACCAUACACCUCAAUAAAAGCCGCGUCGAUCAGGUUGUAAAGCAUCUGGCCUAUGUAAGCAGACCAGGUACAGGUAAAGGGCACACAGGUUUUCAGGUUAAACACAGAACUCUAGAAGAACCAGACCACCGAAACCUGCAGUCAACCUGUGAUCUACAUCAGGUCACUCACGGACUAAAUCCCAAGCCCGAACUCCAGAGUGGACAAAUGCAAGAAACGCAUUCUGAAUGUGAGCAUUGUGGCAUCUCGCAGUGCAGUUGUCCCCCUUAUUUGCCACUCAUUUGUCCUGUACAGGAGGAAGUAAAUGAGGCAGUGGCUCAUGGCAUUGACGGCCACAUACAGCCGGCAUCAACAGAGCUACCAGAUCAUCUGCAGGAUCAGGACAGCCAACUUGAUUCUCUUCCAUCAUCUACUCAGGACACAGUCAUGGAGCAAGAGGACGUCAGUGAUGGUGUUGUAUUGGAAACGCAGUAUCAUGCUUCCUCCUUCCCUGCACGAAUGUUGACCAAGCGGGAGAAGAAUCGCUUAAAGAGCCUAAAGAGAAAGCAGAGAAAGAAAGAACGCUGGGUUCAGAGACAGCUUGAGGAGAAGAGUAUGAUCAGGAAUCUGACAAGCAGCGAUGAAGAGGAUAAGGAGGGCUGCAUGUGCGCUGUGUGUCUAGAUGUGUACUACAAACCAUACAUGUGUCAGCCUUGCAGCCAUGUGUUUUGCGAGCCCUGUCUGAGGACGUUGGCGAAGAGCCGGGCCAGCAGCACACCAUGUCCCCUCUGCAGAACUCUCAUAUCACAUGUGAUCUUCCAGGAAGAACUUCAUCAACGCACAAGGAUCCACUUCCCCAAAGAAUACCGCAUAAGAAAUGAGUCAUUCCAUAAGACCAACUAUUCUAAAUGGCCCCUGCCCAGCUGUCCGAAGCAUUUUCGUUUUUUAUGGGGUCACAGAGCCUCAGCUGGUCAGUGGCAAUUCCCUCUUGGAGCAUUGGGAUUGAACAGGCUGGAACUGGGAGUCCUAAGGGGCUGGACUUUUCACUCUGAUAUGAUCACCUUCUCUUUCCACUGGCUGCUUUCCUCUUUUAUCAUCAUGUGUGGGCUCUUCUACAUCCUCCUCUGGUGAUAUGAUGAGAACCUGUCUCAGAAAUAGAUGAGGCAAAGCCGUGGACAUUAUCACAAUACAUAUUAUGCACUAUUUUUAAGAGAGUAAUGUACAUAGGGGUAAGAAAUUUUUUUAUAUAUAAUGGGUUGAGGUCAGGACUCCACACUCCACUCCCAGUUUUUCCACACCAAACUCAUUCAUGUUUUUAUAGGCUUUGCUUUGUGCACUGGUGCGCAGUGAUGUUGGAACAGGAAGGUACCAUCCCCAAACUGUUCCCACAAAGUUGGGAGUAUGAACUUGUACAAAAUAUCUUGGUGUGCUGAAGCAUUAAAAGUGCACAGUGUUC